AUGACGCCCAAGUUGGCUCCCUACAAAGAUGAAGGUUUUGAUCCGCAUACCUACACCGGCGGCCGGUGGCUUCGUCACGAUAAGCUGGAGAGGGACUCGCGCUACAUCAAAUUCAAUUUCAGCGCCCUUUGCCCGAGGGUUCUUGAGCUAUGUCCUGGAGCUGAGUCGAUCACAAGCUACCAGAAGACGGAAGGAGGCUUCAACAGGGUCUUUAUUUUCACCCUGAGUAAUGCCAAACGGGUCGUGGCUAGGCUUCCAUUCACUCUGGCGGGCCCGUCGAAAUUAGCCACGACCUCUGAAGUUGCCACGAUCAAGUAUCGCAACGCAUCAAAAUUGAUAACCAACUCGUUCAUAGUGCAAGCAAAGACCAGUAUCCCUAUACCGCCAAUCCUCGACUGGAGCAAUGAUUCUACAAAUUCCAUUGGUAGCGAAUAUAUUAUCAUGGAACAUGCCGCUGGUGUUCAGUUACACAAACAAAUGAUUCUCAAGUCCAGUCUGGUGCUACUCCAAUGCUCUGUUCCCACCCCUGAUCUACAUAAACGGAACAUAUUUGUGUCGGAAGAUGACCCUUCUAUUGUGACCGGUAUUAUUGAUUGGCAAUCGACCAGCAUCGAGCCGGCUUUCUGCUACAGGACAUGGAAGGACGGCGCCGUGGCUCUUACCCACGAGCUAAUUGAAACUUCCCGAAGUUGGAAGGAGUUAGGACUUGCAGGUUCCAGCCCAUACCCUCUACCUACACAAAAAGAACUACCGGAUCACGAGAGAGAGUACAGGCUUUUUGUAGCAGCCCAGAAUUUGAAACGCGAUCUGUCUAGCCUUCUCAACACCGCAUCCGAUGGAUGGGUUCCUCUAGAGGAUUGGGAAGAAACUAAAUCAGGCCACCGGGAAGAUUUUGACAGUGUGUUGAAUGCUGUAUUGACGAAUGACGACUCAGACUAUGACGGGCCAGUAAAAGACGAAAAGGUCUUAAGAUCAAUCUGGCCAUUUGAUCUUAAUACUUAA
Messenger RNA from Histoplasma mississippiense, 1002 nucleotides. RefSeq lists its product with no specific name. Bases 1 to 1002 code for a protein of 333 amino acids. The record is from RefSeq and is a predicted model, not a curated record. The transcript has 4 exons. Gene Ontology annotation, cellular component: mitochondrion. Lineage: Eukaryota; Fungi; Ascomycota; Eurotiomycetes; Onygenales; Ajellomycetaceae.